CGCAGCCCCAGGGGCGGGAACGCCUGUAGCAGCCCGGAUACCGAGCGGUGGUAGGCUUAGGGGUCCCUGGAGCCGGAGCUGGGAGCCAGAGUCAGUGCUGAAUCCUGGCCUGAGGCUGCGGGCUCUGCGACCCUGCGAGAUGGACGGGCCAGAAGGCAAUGCUGGUCAGCCUGGCCCAGCUGAGAGGUCCCACCGGAGCAGCGUGUCUUCAGUGGGAGCCCGAGCUGCUGAUGUACUGGUGUACCUGGCCGAUGACACAGUGGUGCCCCUGGCUGUGGAGAACCUGCCCUCACUCAGUGCCCAUGAGCUGCACCGGGCAGUCCGCGAAGUCCUGCAGCUCCCAGACAUUGCCCUAGAUGCCUUUGCACUCUGGCUUGUCUCCCCGCUGCUGGAGGUGCAGCUGAAGCCCAAGCACCAGCCCUACAAGGUGGGCCGCCAGUGGCCCGAGCUGCUACUGCGCUUCACUGACGCCCCAGACGACGAUGUGGCCAUGGAUGAGCCUUCCCUGCAAUUCCGAAGGAACGUGUUCUUCCCAAAGCGGCGGGAGCUCCAGAUCCACGAUGCGGAGGUUCUGCGGCUGCUGUAUGAGGAGGCCAAGGGCAACGUGCUGACCGCUCGAUAUCCGUGUGAUGUGGAGGACUGCGAGGUGCUUGGCGCCCUGGUGUGCCGUGUGCAGCUCGGGCCCUACCAGCCUGGCCAGCCUGCUGCCUGCACCCUGAGAGAGAAGCUGGACUCCUUCCUCCCUGCCCAUCUCUGCAAACGGGGCCACGGCUUCUUUGCUGCCUUCCGGGGCCGCAGUGCCAAGUCUGGGACGGGCGAGCAGGGCUUGCUGAACGCCUACCGCCAGGUCAAGGAAGCAGUCGGCAGCAGCGACAGCGGGCAGGAAGCCACCCUGGGCUCCCACUACCGUGCCUACCUCCUCAAGUGCCACGAGCUGCCCUUCUACGGCUGUGCCUUCUUCCAUGGCGAGAUUGACAAGCCAGCCCAGGGCUUUUUACACCGGGGCGGACGCAAGUCAGUAACUGUGGCCAUCAGUCUGGAAGGCGUGCAUGUCAUCGACAGCAGGGAGAAGCACGUCCUGCUGGGCCUCAGCUUCCAGGAGCUGUCCUGGGACCACACCUCCCCCGAGGAGGAGGAGCCUGUGUUGUGGCUGGAGUUCGAUGGGGACAGUGAGGGUGUGCCUGUCAACAAGCUGCUCAGGAUCUACUCCAAGCAGGCCGAGCUGAUGAGUGGCCUCAUUGAGUACUGCAUCGAGCUGAACCUGGCCUCAGAGCCCGCUGCUCCCCAGGAGAGCACAUCCGGCCCCCGCUCGGCCGCGGGGCCCUCACCACCUCCCACUCAGCGCCCCAAGCUGCGGAGGCAAGGCAGUGUGGUGUGCAGCCGGAUCCAGCAUCUCUCCACCAUUGACUACGUGGAGGACGGCAGGGGCAUCAAGCGGGUGAAGCCGAAGCGCACCACGUCCUUCUUCAGCCGGCAGCUCUCCACGAGCCAGGGCAGCUACACCGUGGUGCAGCCCACCGACAGCCCGGAGCAGGGCUGAGGGCAGCCGUCCUCCCAGGCCAGGGCCAGGCCGAGUCGUCUCCAGAGCUGAGCGUGUGGCGGAAGCCACCUUGGCCAUUCAGGGCCUGCUGUGUCAGACCGUGGAGAGGUGGUUUCUGUGCCUGGGAUCGUACUGGACUGCAGCGCUGGCCAGCGGCCUCCCGCAGGUCCCUAUAACAACCUGCCCUCCCUUGCCCGCACUCUGGGCUCAGCUGCUGUCUCAGGACCACCUGAUGGGGCCCCAGCUGCCCCCUCGUACCCCAGACACACCUUCAUGCCCAUCUCAAGGUGGACAGUGUCCUCUGCUCUGAAAGUACUGCUGGCAGCUUUGAGGGCCGAGGAUCAGGGCUGGACCUGCAGGUUCAGUGUGCCUUUGAUUUUCCCCUGGACUUGGGUGACCAUGUCUGGCAUUCCUUCUGCGGCAUUCCACCCACACCACAGGGUGGGCUGGCACUCCGAGGAAGUGGGAGGGCCUCCUGGGACUGGACCAUGCCGAAGAAGGUGAGGUCCCCCUGGCACCCCUGCCUGGCUGAACGGGACUGGCAGGGUGCCCCCUGCACUCAGGUGACCCUGUGGGCACACAGGAUACUAAGCAGAAGGAAAGUGCCUCUUUGUUAGUCUUUAAUGUCACUGCUGGGAAGUGGCUGGCUUGUCCAGCAAGCCCACCAGACCCACACUCCACACUGGGAAAAUCUCCUGAAAGCCCUCUGUCACUCUCCUAGGCCCAGGCCGUUCCCCCACCCCAGGGCCAGGCGUCUGCGGCAGGUGGGGUCCCCCUCCCCUGCUUUGGUGAAGCCUGUGAACCUUGACAGCACCAGGAGGCGCCCUCUGCUCCUCAGAGCUGAGAGUGCCUUCAGCAAUGCUGGGGGUUCCCUGGGGGACAGUCCCUACAGGAGACCUGCUAGCUAGUCUCUUCCCCUCCAAGGACAUUGACAAGGGGACUUGGAUACAGGUGCUGCCUGCUGUCCCAGUUUUGUCCUCCUGGCAACAGUGGCUUUGUGAUGGGAAUUAUCUGGGAGGAGCCAGGCUCUAGAGGGAGGGCUUUCCGGGCCCUUGGGCUUGUCUGUGGUCUGUGGCUCUCAGUGCCAGGAGAGCAGGCCUGGGUGGCACAGGGCUUGCUCUGCAGUCCCUUCCCAGGGGAGAGCGGGGAAGUGCACACCUCUCGUGCUACAAAAAUGAGAUCCGCUCACCUCCCUUGGUAGCUUGUGAGGCCCCAGAUGUUUCAAGGCGGUUCUGCCUCCCACAGCAGGGACAUUAUUGUCUUAGUGAAUAAGUGGAGAGAGGAGGCCUGGGAGGCUUCUUCAGCCUCUUGGGGUGUCCCUGCUGCGGGACAGCAUGAGCUGCUGUGUCCUGCUGCCCCUCCUGGAGUCAUGUGACCUCCUGGAGCUGCCAGCUGUCCCUCAGCUCCAGCCCUCUGGUCACUUGGGGCCCACUGACUGUCACUGCACUGUAUUCUUAUCUGAUGGCCGAGGGGCAUGGCCGGUGUGCAUCCGGGUGCAAACACUGCAUGUUUCCCUUCAGCCUUUCUCACUUCCUAAGCAUCCAUUGUGCCUUAACCUUCUCUGCCUGCCCUUUGGGACAAAGCAGUAUUCUACUAAAUGUCCUCCGAAUGUCCUCAUUCUUUUGUAUCAUGUGACUUAUUAAUAAACCCAUUUCUAGCAAA
This is a messenger RNA of Marmota flaviventris (yellow-bellied marmot), 3202 nucleotides long. RefSeq names its product FERM domain containing 8 (gene Frmd8). Gene Ontology annotation, biological process: negative regulation of canonical Wnt signaling pathway. NCBI's taxonomy places the organism in Eukaryota, Metazoa, Chordata, Mammalia, Rodentia, Sciuridae. Gene Ontology annotation, cellular component: cytoskeleton; plasma membrane. The record is from RefSeq and is a predicted model, not a curated record.